AUGAAAAAAUUCAAGAGACGGCUAUCCCUCACUCUUCGAGGAAGCCAAACUAUUGAUGAAUCAUUGUCUGAAUUGGCGGAACAAAUGACUAUUGAAGAAAAUAGCAGCAAGGAUAAUGAGCCUAUUGUGAAGAAUGGCAGGCCUCCAACCUCUCACAGUAUGCAUUCCUUCCUCCACCAGUACACAGGAUCCUUCAAGAAGCCCCCGUUGCGGAGACCACAUAGUGUUAUUGGAGGAAGCCUUGGAUCCUUCAUGGCAAUGCCCAGAAAUGGAAGCCGACUAGAUAUUGUUCAUGAAAAUCUAAAAAUGGGAUCAGAUGGUGAGAGUGACCAAGCUUCUGGGACAUCAUCUGAUGAAGUACAGUCACCUACGGGUGUUUGUCUUAGAAAUCGUAUACAUAGACGGAUCUCAAUGGAGGAUUUAAAUAAACGGUUAUCAUUGCCUGCAGAUAUCAGAAUACCUGAUGGGUAUCUUGAAAAGUUGCAGAUAAACAGUCCACCAUUUGAUCAACCAAUGAGCCGAAGGUCUCGUAGAGCUUCUUUAUCAGAAAUUGGGUUUGGAAAAAUGGAAACCUAUAUCAAAUUGGAAAAACUUGGAGAGGGUACAUAUGCAACAGUAUAUAAAGGAAGAAGUAAAUUGACAGAGAAUUUGGUGGCGUUAAAAGAGAUCCGGUUGGAACAUGAAGAAGGUGCACCCUGCACAGCUAUAAGAGAAGUUUCACUAUUAAAGGAUCUAAAACAUGCAAAUAUAGUAACCUUACAUGACAUUGUUCACACAGAUAAAUCUUUGACUCUGGUAUUUGAAUAUCUGGAUAAAGAUCUAAAACAGUACAUGGAUGACUGUGGAAACAUCAUGAGUAUGCACAAUGUAAAGCUGUUUUUGUACCAAAUUCUACGUGGUUUGGCAUAUUGCCACAGAAGAAAGGUAUUGCACCGAGACUUGAAACCACAGAACCUACUCAUUAAUGAAAAAGGAGAAUUAAAGCUAGCAGAUUUUGGGCUAGCCAGAGCCAAGUCAGUUCCCACAAAGACCUACUCAAAUGAAGUCGUCACACUGUGGUACCGGCCGCCUGAUGUGCUUCUUGGUUCCUCAGAGUACUCAACACAGAUUGACAUGUGGGGUGUUGGUUGCAUUUUCUUUGAAAUGGCUUCUGGAAGACCUCUAUUUCCAGGAUCAACUGUGGAAGAUGAACUGCACUUAAUUUUCCGACUGCUAGAAAAAUCAAAGAGUACACCCAGGUUAGACUCUGAAGGAAUCGAGUUGAUAACAAAAUUUCUUCAGUACGAAUCUAAGAAACGGGUUUCAGCAGAAGAGGCCAUGAAGCAUGUGUACUUUCGAAGUCUGGGACCAAGAAUACAUACUUUACCUGAAAGUGUAUCAAUAUUCAGUUUGAAAGAGAUUCAGUUGCAAAAGGACCCGGGUUUUCGAAAUUCUUCUUAUCCAGAGACAGGACAUGGGAAGAACAGAAGACAGAGCAUGCUCUUUUAAGUCUGAUAACAUGGUUUCAAGCCCAGCCCCCAGCCUUUCUUAUCAAUCAAGGACUCAGAUCUGAAGGCAAUUAUUUCUUUUGGUGGACUUGGAAUCUCCGUUUGUCUACACUGUCCUCUUCACAGUGGAGUCUUUUUAUUUCAGACCUACAGAUUGUUUUUAUAUUUGUUGUCACAGUGUGACAAUUUUUUUGUACAGUUGGUUUUAAGGUCUUCUCUGCCAUUAGAGCCAGUAGGUUACAGCUAUUGAUGUAACUGUAGCUGCAAUUUUUGUGCAGGACUGAGAAACACAGUGCAUUAUUUAUUGCGGAAUCAUUGCUGCUAAAUAACUACUGUCUGUUUAUUUAACACAACAGUUAAAUGCCUGAAGAAGUUGCAGUGGCUUUAUUAGAUGUGAAUG
This is a messenger RNA of Puma concolor (puma), 1887 nucleotides long. Lineage: Eukaryota; Metazoa; Chordata; Mammalia; Carnivora; Felidae. The record is from RefSeq and is a predicted model, not a curated record.